AUGUUUGCCCCUAGCCGUCGCUUGGCGCUGUCGCGCCCCUCGUCCGUCGCCUCCACUUCUUUCGGACGAUUCCCCACCUUCGCUUCCUCUUCCACCUCCUCCUUCACGCUGCCCGCCCUCGGCACCCGCACCUAUGUCACAAACGUAAAGCGGAUCGCGAGGCGAGAGAAGCGGCGGUUGGCCGAGAAGGCGCUCGUCAAGGCCGAGGCCGAGAAGCAGGCCACCGAGGCCGCCGUUGCCGCCACCAAGCAGCAGGUCGAUGCCGUGAUGGAAGAGGCCGCUAACCUUGCCCAUGCCGACUCUUCGGCGCAGCAGCAGGCCGGCAAGGGCAACCUGGACAGGGACAUCGUCAAGGAGAUGGACGGAAACGUGCGAAUGAAGCCGCGCCAUUCUCCCCUCAGCGCUGCUUGA
Molecule: messenger RNA, 411 nt
Organism: Acanthamoeba castellanii str. Neff
Lineage: Eukaryota; Discosea; Longamoebia; Acanthamoebidae
Exons: 6
Coding region: 1-411 (136 amino acids)
Source: RefSeq, a predicted model, not a curated record